AUGUCGUCUCAAAAGUUCGACAUCCCUUCGCAACAUUGGUCCCAACUUGUAUUCGAUGAAGCUCGAGAUAAACGAAACGAUGCCGACAUCCUCAAAGAGCUCAGUACUUUCCGCCCGGUGACAUCGGAGAAGAACAUCUGGGCAUUCUGGCACUCAGGGAUACAUUCUAUGCCAUCAUGGUGCCAGAGGAAUGUCUGUGCCUGGGUCCGCAUGCAUACCCAAGACGGCUGGACUGUUCGUGUCUUGGACAGCAUACAAGAAUCGGAUAACUACUCACUCAAAUAUGUUCCCGCUGCCAUUCUACCAGACGCAUUUGUCCAUGGAACUAUGGAUGGCCCAUAUGUGGGACCUCAUAGUGCCGAUAUGCUACGCGGGGCAUGCCUGUACGCACACGGAGGUGUUUUCCUUGAUGUUGGCAUCCCGUUGAUUCGAAGCGUCGAUCGCAUUUGUUGGGCAAAGCUGGAGGAUCCAAGCACACCGUUCGAGGUUGCUGCUCCGUGGGUAUAUGGAACUCACAUCGGCAAUCAUUUUGUGUCUGCCAGGAAGGCAAGCCCCUUUAUCGGUCGAUGGCACGAGCUCUUUUGCCAUCUGUGGAAAAACCACACCAAUUUUCUGGGUCUUAUGAAAAGUUCGUUAAUGAAGAUUGUCGCCGAGCAGCCACUGGACCUUGAUAGAGCAUCGAGAUUUCAGUGGGGUAUCAGCAAAGACGCUGCACACGUAGACGAAUAUGUCACGCAGGUAAUGUGUUGGAACCGCGUCUGUCUACUGGAAGAUGCAGGUGACGGCUUUAGUGGCGUUGAGUACUGGACGAAUAAGGUGCUACUAUGGGAUGGUCUUGAAGAGACAUGGGGAGCAGAGACAACCUUGGGCUUCAAAGGCUGUGGCAGAAGAAUGUAUGAUAUAUUUGCACUUCCAUUGGAUUCCGAUAGCAGCAGCCCUGUCCAUCAGGAUGCCGAACGACUGGUCUGGCGGCUACUAUCUGCUUCAAGCAUGCAGAAAGUCUUCCGUGGAAAAGGCUUGACGCAUGACGACGAGUUGGGAGAGCUGUGGGAUGAGGAUAGAGAAGGGCACGAUUGCAAGGAGGGAACAUUUGCAGAGUUAUUCCGCUACGGUUGUGAGAACUUCAAGCAGACAAGAGAAGACAUUACGUACGUCAAAGCACCACGCCCUGCAAAGACGUAUAAGAAGAGCUUGCUAGAAGAUUGA
Zasmidium cellare ATCC 36951 is the source of this 1206-nucleotide messenger RNA. RefSeq lists its product as uncharacterized. Gene Ontology annotation, molecular function: glycosyltransferase activity. The coding region runs from base 1 to 1206 and encodes 401 amino acids. The record is from RefSeq and is a predicted model, not a curated record. The transcript has 2 exons. NCBI's taxonomy places the organism in Eukaryota, Fungi, Ascomycota, Dothideomycetes, Mycosphaerellales, Mycosphaerellaceae.